Molecule: messenger RNA, 769 nt
Organism: Cynara cardunculus var. scolymus (artichoke)
Lineage: Eukaryota; Viridiplantae; Streptophyta; Magnoliopsida; Asterales; Asteraceae
Product: protein translation factor SUI1 homolog
Exons: 5
Coding region: 196-537 (113 amino acids)
Biological process (GO): translational initiation
Molecular function (GO): RNA binding; translation initiation factor activity
Source: RefSeq, a predicted model, not a curated record
CCUGUUGGUGGGGGGAUCCCCUCACCUGAAAGACUCGUUUUCUAGUCUCAAAGCUCUUCUCUCACACCCUUAUCCAUCUCUCCAACAAGCUCUUGAUUUUAAUAUAAUUUCCAAUCAACAGUUUGCAUUUUGGUGAAGAACAAAGAAGAAUAUUUUCUUGCUUGUUCUUGCCUCCAAUUCUAGUACUCAAAUUUCAUGUCUGAGAUUGACCUCCAGAUUCCAACUGCCUUCGAUCCAUUCGCUGAGGCAAAUGCUGAGGACUCGAGUGCUGGGUCAAAAGAAUAUGUUCAUAUACGUAUACAGCAGCGAAAUGGUAGGAAAAGCCUGACCACUGUUCAAGGGUUGAAGAAAGACUUCAGCUACAAUAAAAUACUCAAGGACCUUAAAAAGGAGUUUUGCUGCAAUGGUACUGUUGUUCAAGAUCCAGAGCUUGGCCAGGUCAUCCAACUUCAAGGCGAUCAGAGGAAAAACGUGUCGACCUUCCUUGUUCAAGCUGGCAUCGUGAAGAAAGAUCGCAUCAAGAUUCAUGGUUUUUGAAUGGUGGUGGUGAUUUGAUCACGUUAUCCUUGCAACUCGUAUGUUUCGGUGAUACUUUACUCUCUGUUUCUGGUUUAUCUGUUUGUUUCUCCUCCUCAUAUUCGCGUUUGCUGGUCUUGUUGUUUGUUAUAUGCUUGUUUUGCGGAGUUAUAAACCCUUUAUGAUCUUGCUUUCAUGGUGGUUAAUUGUAAUUUAUCAGUGUUCUUCAAGACUAAUCUUAUUAUUUUCGAAG